UAGUAUUUAGUAGUCGGACGACAUUAGAAGUUGUUGAAGACACAGUAGUAGUCGAAUGAAUAAAAUUAUUAGUCAAAUUAUUUGAAAAUGAAUCGAAUAUUCCAAAUGAUUUACUCAGUCGAAUAAUUAGUAGUCGGAUUAGUACAGUCGCGCAUCGCUAUUAGAUAUGGUGUCACUAAUCUGAGCUUAGCUUGCUUAUGUACUCUUUGGUUCUUUGUUUGGUGCUUAAUAGAAUGCGUUUUAUUUUUUUGUGUUGUGCGAUUUUUAUAAUUUAGAAUGUUAUGAAAUUUUCGUUAUUGUUUUUUUAAUUUUAUUUAGAGAUCUGUUCAUUUACUAGUCAAUAUAAUAUAAAACACAAAAUUUAGACAAAGUGUAUUUUAAGUUGUAUAAAUUCAAUUAAAUUGACUGCAAAAAUAUAAUUUGUGUCUUGUAUUAAAGUACCGACAUGGAUCCUAAGCACAAAGAUGCAAUACAAACAAACUUUGUUUCUUUAUUAAAUCAAACCGACCUUGACGUAAUGAUCGCAUCGCUGUACGAGAAGGGAGUAUUUUCAGAACAGAUGAUAGAACAAUACCGGAAUAUUAAUAUUGAUGAGAGAAGUUUGAAGCGCAAAUUCUACCUCCAUCUGAUGAGGCGAGGUCCAAAUGCAUUUCGUCACCUCAUAGAUACACUCUGGGAGAAUGGUCACUGGGCGUUGGUUGCUGAUCUGGACCCUGAUGGUGAAUUCCAUCAGUAUUCAAGGAACUCCAAUACAAGAAAGAGUAACGAGGCAGAAUCAAACGAUGAAAGCUCAUUUAUCAGUCUGCGAGCGGAGAGAAAACAAAAAGAAAAUAACAGAAGAAAACAAGCAAUAGCCCAAGCACAAGCGAUAGCCCAAGCGCAAGCGGUGGCCCAAGCGCAAGCAGUGGCCCAAGCACAAGCGGUGGCCCAAGCCCAGCCGAGUGCGUCUGUGACGCCGUCGCCCGCGCCUGUCUUUGCAGAUCCACCAUUUCAAGUUAAGAAAGCUACAAAGUUUAUUGAAGACAAUGGCAAAGGCAUCAAAGUGUAUCCGAUGAGGGGGGGUCUGCGCGUCAUGCUGAUAUUCACUUACAACGAGUUCAGCUGGAACAUGGAGGACAAGCGGCUCGGCGCCGAGAUCGACUGCCACAACCUCAAGUACCUAUUCAAGGAGUUGGACUUCAAGGUGCUUGCAUACCCCAACCUCACAUAUAAGGAGACGCUGGAGCGGCUGGAGGGCAUGGCGUGCAGCCUGGCGGGCGCGGACUGCGUUUUCGUGGUGGUGUCGUCGCACGGCUACGCGCGGCCCGACUCGGCCGACCUGGACUUCCGCGUCAGCGACGGCGGCCUCAUAUCAUUCCAGCGAUUCGUCGACUACUUCAACAACGAAGCGCUGCCCGACCUGCUCGGCGUGCCCAAGGUCUUCAUAUUUCAAACGUGCAGAGGUUCGAAGGAGGAGCCCCUGCGGCCGACGCACAUGCUGCCUCCGGAGCCGGACGCGGCGGGCGAUGCGGGCGACGCGGGCGACGCGGGCGACGCGGCGGGCUACGGCGGCGCCGCCUGCGCCGCGCCCGGCCGCGCCGCCCGCGGCGCCACGCCGCCGCAGCACACGCGCGUCUACUCGGACAUACUCAUCGCGCACUCCACCGUGCCCGGCUACGUAUCCCGGCGGAAUCCCAACAAGGGCUCGUGGUAUAUUCAAACCCUGUGCGAGGUAUUCGCUGAGAAAGCAGCCGAACACCACGUCGAGGAGCUGUUCACCUUGGUGGACAUCAGCAUGGCCGAAAAUCACAAGGUGCAGACUUCCUCCGUGGACAAGUGGGGUUUCAACCGGCACCUGUACCUUUACCCUGGACUCAGCAGGCAUAUGGACAGCCGGUAAUAGUGAAGUACCUUGUGUUAUGUGCGACCUGGGGCGUUUGGACGCGGCGUCUUGCCUCCGAUAGCAAAUAACUGAUGAAUUACCAAUCUUGAAAGUCAUUUUUAUCCUUAUAAUAAUAUUUUAGAUUAUUAAUAAUUGUAUUACCAUACUGUCUUCAUUAUGUCGGUGAAAGUAUGUAAUAAACGUUUUUUUUUUAUUAUUAUAUACUAUUCAAUAACAAUAGCACUUUACGUUUUACAAUAUUAUAUACAUUGCUGUUGUAAGUGGAUAGAAUGUAUAGGAUGCCUUGUGUUACAUAUGGUUGUAUGCAUGUCGUAUUUUGUGUAACUUUGGCAGAUGUAUUUUUUUUUUUAAUGGACGAUAAUGGAAUGGUAACCCCACCCGCGCUAUCGGUAUACACCGACGGGACGAAGGAUGAUAGGUGAGGAUGAAGUAGGUCAGUUAGCCCAUCGUGACGAAUUCAACAAGAAUUGUUCACGAUGGUUUUCAGGGGGAACCACGUGGAGGUGGACCUGAUAGGGCAUAUUGCUAGCAAUGGGGCUGUCAAACUUCAUUACUUAAAAUCCCUUUCCCCCCCGGCAAAUGUAUUGCCACACUGCAUGUCGUUGAGACGACCUCAACAUACCUAUAGCUAUAUUUAAGUGAUAUUUAGUGGUGCGAGCGCGUCGUUUGCAUCGCAAUAGUUCUGAAAUGUCAUUCGCUUAUUAUUAUAUCUCUAAUAUUUGAGUACGUUAUAAUUAUAUCAAAACGUUAGAGUUAGAAUGACAUUUGAGAGUAUGACGCAAUUGAUUGUAACUUCUUAUUCCCUAAAAUGAGCUCUAACAUUACAAAUACAAUUUGUCAUCUCUUUUAAAUAAUGAUUUGUACUUAUCUUAGAUAUAAAUUGACAAUCUAUUAAUUUAAUGCAUAUAACAAAUGUAUGUAUGCAUUCAGUCUACUUAAAUUGAAUUUAUUGCUAUAUGUAAAAUUAACAAUUUUUUAAAUCAACAUUGUCUCAAUAAAAAUUUAAUUUUAAAAAAUGUAAUACAAUCAUCUCAGUUUGUAACGUUCAUUACAAACCUUAACAAUGACAAUAUAUAAAAUAUGUAAAGCAAUAUCUACAGUGUAAAUAUCCGUCCGUCUCAAACCGAAGAUGCGGUCUGGGAGGACCCGAGUGCUAGUUGUUCUAGACUGGUCUCAUUAUAUUGUUACACGCAGUGUGUGAUAUUCCGUAUCUUAGUAGAUAAAUCAUUAUGAUCUCCCUGCAUUUAAGCUGCUAUUUUAAUAUCUAAUUUUAUUUUUAAACUUAUGUUCAUUUUUUUUUCAAUUAACGGGAAUUUAUCGAAUUCUAAACAAACGACCAAAAGUUUAAUAAAAUCCCGUUAAGCAAUUGAUAUUAUUAUUUUAACAUAUUUUUAAAAAAGACCCCGCCAUUAAAUAGUGUUGCAUAAUUAUAAGACGUAACGUUACUGUAUAAAAUAACAAAUGUCGAUGUAUUUUGUAAGUCUUACUAUUAUAGUUUUCAUAUGCAUUUCAGUACAUUUAAAGAACAUGGAGAGUGCAGUCACAGAGAAAAAUUUGCUAGACAUUAAUAUGAAUCUUUCUUAUUAUUUGUACUUUACAAAUGUAAAUAUUAAUAAAAUAAUGCAUACGUACUCGUGCAGUGUUGUGCCCAGCGGGCCUGCUCUCCCUGGGGAUGUCUACGCACACGCCGCUUUGAAUUUGUAUGUAUGUAUGUACUAUAAUAUAUUUUGGACGGAGCGGAGAAGCGAUAAUUAUGUAUAUUUGUGACAAAGAUGGAAACAGUAUUAUUUAGUGACGAAUUACCAUAAUUUAUGUAUAUUAAAAUAAUUUAUUAUUUGCGUAUUGUAUAUACUUUGAAUUAACUGUUUUAGUAACAUGUACUUGACUGCCGCAUGAUUUAUAAACAUUGUUAAAACUUUGUGAGCGUUUUACAGUUCUUUAUUUACCUACACGUAUGUGAUACAGAUUGAUAGAUAGAAUAGUGGCAUAGCGGUCAACGGAGGGGCUCCCUCUAGCGGUCUCGACUAGAGUAACAUUCCUUGGCGCUAAAUUAAACCAAAUAACUUGUUGAUUCGACAUUUUCGAGGAGGACCUCUCAGUUGACAGCUGCGCCGCGCCGCUCGAUUACAAUUACAGUAACUCUGUAUUCAUAGCUACGCAGGGCGUGUAUUAUAAAUGUACAUAAAUGCAGGUGCCUCCUGAUAUUUUAAUAUGUCACAAGUUGUUAUUUUAAAUGGACAAAAUGGAAUGAGAUUGCUCAAUUUUUAUGUAAACUUUAAUAAUUGAAAUUAUUUUUAUACAUUUACAUAAAACGAUUAAUAAAAUUGUACUAAUA
Molecule: messenger RNA, 4217 nt
Organism: Galleria mellonella (greater wax moth)
Lineage: Eukaryota; Metazoa; Arthropoda; Insecta; Lepidoptera; Pyralidae
Gene: Dronc
Product: caspase Dronc
Exons: 8
Coding region: 446-1879 (477 amino acids)
Biological process (GO): regulation of apoptotic process; proteolysis
Molecular function (GO): cysteine-type endopeptidase activity
Source: RefSeq, a predicted model, not a curated record